Schistosoma curassoni is the source of this 10567-nucleotide messenger RNA. The record is from the annotation of a GenBank genome assembly. NCBI's taxonomy places the organism in Eukaryota, Metazoa, Platyhelminthes, Trematoda, Strigeidida, Schistosomatidae.
AUAUGAUGAAGAGCGAAAGAAAAUCAUAUCUAGGGUAACCAAAAGUAUAGGGACCAACCGUGAGCAUUUGUGGGCAACGAAAUCAAAAGAGAUGAAAAAGGCAGCGGCUAUAGGUAAAACAAGACAGCUCUUCAGACUAAUAAAAGAAACUGGAACUAAGAAGUCAAGUGUUAUUGAGACGACAGUCUUAUCUGUUCUUAGUCCAAACGUUUAGAACGAUGGGCGGAACAGUUUAUCUGGACUACAGCUAAUCUACAACUACCCUCAAUUCCCAAACAGUCUGAAUGGAGUAUUGAGGUUGGUCCUCCGACUCGAGUUGAGUUUCAAAAGCUAUAGCUAAUCUGAAACCAGGAAUAGCAGCUGGUCCAGAUGGAUUAGCUUCAGAGGUCUUAAGUACAGUAGUCGAAUUUUAACGAUUAGGUUAGUGUCGGCCAAACCGAAACGUGGAUUCAGUGCUUGAAGUCGCUAACUUCUAGUCUGGACCAAGUUGGUAGAUGCAAACUAUUUGGUUGUGGUUCGCGUGACUAUCGUAACCAAUGGUUAAAAGACUCUGUGUGACAUGGCUCAGAAUCUAUCACAUUGGCGUAAAUGUAUGCACUCUCUAUCUUCCCUUAAUCUAUGAGAUUUACAUUGCUUUAUAUCUUUAUGUGUACCAACUAAUUCUUUUUUUUGUACUAUAUCCUUAUAUGUUAUCUUUUUCUUAUAUAUGACCACCAUUGAAGUAACUACCUCUGAAUUUAAUGUCCAUCUUGUGCUAAUGAGGUAUGGCAACUUGGACCGAUGCAUAUGUGUGCCUGGUCCUACGUUGUAGCUGACUGACUGAUCCAGUACAUCAUAGUAAUUAAUGUACUUGGAUUGAAUAUUAAAGUACGGCCAUGGUCAAUGUCAAUCUUGGGCCUAGAAAACAAGCAACUUUUAGAUAUCUUCAUGUAUGGCGUUGUCUGUCGUCAGAUUUGUUGAGCUUAUUCACGCUAUGUUCCUUUGAUUCUCAUUACACCAUGUCUUCAGCCUCACGAUACGUGAAAUAAGUCAUAUGUUCUCGUCUAUAUAAUGUACAUAAGUUACUUGAUGCGUCAGCUGGCUUUUAUUAACGGUAACAAGUAUUGUUUAAUUCCCAGAUUCAUUUUCCACUUAUCAAUCUAUUUAAACUUCACUGAUCUGGACAUUUCGCUAACUGCCGGUUACCAGAGAAAAAUACACUACCCCAUCGUGGUAUAUGACCAAGAAUUCCACAUUUCAGUCGGCUUCCCUAUGUACGAAAUUCUUAAUUGUAUAUUUUAUUCCUUCCUGUUCAUAUCCGGUCUAUAUUUCGCCGGUGGAAAGUUUCCAAGAGACCAUCCGGAAACAAUCAAGAGAAGAGUUGUCUCCGUGUUCGUGACAGGAACUAUUUCCAUGAUUCAUAUACUGACGUACAUACGUUCCUAUGAUCGUCCUCCGUUUCAGUUAUCUUCAUAUGAAUUUGGGAAACUGUUUAUUAGGCUGGAUGGCUUAUUAGAAGCAGUUAUUAUAUCUGUCAUACUUACUUUGGUCAUGUACUUUGGCGUUGUAUUGGAUGACAUAUGUAGUGGAGAUAUGUUAGUCAUAUUUGAUGUUCAAUACUGGAAAGAUCGUAUAUUUAACUGGAUAAGUUUAAGAAAUUUUGUAAUAGCUCCUUUGGCUGAAGAACUCAUCUUCCGUGCAUGUGUUACAUUUCAUCUACUUCCUUUGUUCUCAUCAUGUGUUAUGCUUUGUUUCGUUAGUUCAUUAUUUUUCUCUUUAGCCCAUUUUCAUCAUGUUUUUGAAUCAGUGAAAAGUGGUCAAGAUCUGCAAUCUGCAUUUAAAACUUCACCAGAGCUAACGUGUGAUUAAUGCUAACGUCAAGGAUAAGUAAAAAUUAUUUCAUUUGAUCAAUCUGUGAACCGUUAUCGACUGAGGUAGCCGAAACAUGUGGUACACAUGUCUCGUAGAUGAAAUGCUUGUUAUCGCAAGUUGAAGAAGGAGAGAGUCGGCCAAAGUAAUUCACAACAUCAUUUCAUUACAGUAUUCGGCUGUUUUUCUAAACCAUAUAAGAAAACACAUACCCCAUAAGUGUUUAAAUUCGUUCAUUUAAGUGCCUGUUUGUUGAAAAUGAUGACUAUAUGUAUUCUUUUAUUCGUCUUAAACAAUAAUGCAAAUGUGUCUGGGCUACGUUCUUCUCCCUCUGAAUGUAAAACGUUACUUUAGGACUCACUGUUCUACGUUCCUGACAAGAUUGUUUGCAUUUAUUCAUUCAUUUCUUUAAACAUGUAAACAUUGGUACAAGGAGACAACAAAUAUGUAUGCGUCACACUUCAUUAUUCGAUUUGUAUGAUGGAUGCGGGGCCGCUCGGACGCCCAAACCGAGGAAGGCUCAGAGAAAAAACCACCAAGAAAUGGAAUUAGUUUUCAUUCUAUUUCAUGCAUACUAGACCAUUUGACUUCAAAUGUCAUUCAAUUUUUAUUGACAUUGUUAACACACUUCUGAACACUUGAAUAGCUUGCUUUUUGUAUUCAUUUUAAAACUUUACAAUCUAUAUAUAACACUCAAUAAUCUUUUAGUUACUGUUUUGCAAGUUUGGUUAUCUUUAAAAUUUAACAUCCUUUACUAAUUUCCGAAUAUAUACACAAUCAGACAGGAAAGUUUCUUCUAAACUAUUCGCUCUGAUAUUCCCAUUCUUAGUAGAUGAUUUCGAAGUAUACUGAGAAUUCCUCUAUAAAUAGACGUUUCGCACUAUUAUUACCAGUUGAAGCUGCAAUAAUCAUUUCAGAUUUUUUUCUGACUCCUUGCGAUGUGGGGAAGAGCUUCCAGGAUCAUCUAGGGUAUUGUAGAAUUGCAUUAUUGGUUUUUUAUUUCUUUUCACAGACUGUCCGAAUAACCCAACAAUACAAACAUGCUUAAUAAUCUUAUUUCUUUUAAUCACAAAUGUAUUUGCAUACACAAGAAAAUUAUCUUACCACGAAACGCAUUUGAUAACUCGAUGUUUUAAUCGAAACAAAUGACAACUAUUUCAAGUCUUAUUGCAUAAAUAAUAGUCUCAUGCAAUAAGUGUGGCUCACAAAUCAAAUUUACCUGUGUGUAGUCACAGACCCUCGUCUCUUUAUAUGUGUGUUAGAUACAAGAUGGAUAAUUGUCAUAAUCACCAAACCAUUUCUUUUACUAUGUUCUUAUAGUGACCUGCAUUUUAUUACAAAUAAAUUGUAAAGCCUUAUUUUUUUACCUAGUUUAUUCAGAUUGAUAAAUAGUAUAGUAAAUUAGGAUCUACCUGCAAACACUCCCAUUGUAAAUCAUAACUUCUUCACAAAUGCAAAACUUGAAUCCUUGUUUAUAAUAGUUAGUAGGUACUAAGACUGACAUUCCUUCAGGCCCCAAUUAUCAAAGAAUUAACAUAAAAAUUGUCAUAAAUCUAUAUAUGUAUGUUAGUUUUGUUCAGUGUAUCAACGUCAUUAUUCUGUAUGAGUUCUUUUAUUUUUCGUGCUUAUUAUGGCUCGCAUAAUUUAUUAAGUCGUAUGUUUUCUACUAUAAAGUCACUAUUAAAUAAAGUAAAUACACAAUAGAUUAUAUUAAAUUAACACACUACUUUUUAUGCAUAUAUUGUUUAUCAAGUUAGUGUACACAACUUCUCUGUUUACAUAUUUCAUUGCCUUGUAAUUUGAAUAUUCUGCAUAAAUUCGUUUAAAUGUAAACGCCUUCUUUCGAAGAAAAUUCAUUUGCAUACAUUUAUUAUUAGCCCCCAAAUUCCCUGGUAUGGCCGAGAGUGGGGAGAGUCCGCUCCUUCUCUCGAAGUGCUCUCAAAUGGUCACGCGUAUAUAGCCUCUGCUAUUGUGUUGUCUACGAAAUUGAGAGGACAAAAAGCAAAUGUCCGGCUCUUUAACCGAAUUAGUGGACACGGAGAGUCCACCUAGGAGAGUUGUAAAACCCUGAUUCCAAAUCAAUGGUACACCUGGGCUCCAGUAUCCUGAAAGAACAAAUGUCGUAUGAACCAAUCGUUGGCCACGGGCUACCAUGGGACUGCAUCUCCUUAUAUUGUUCCAGUGCCUUGUGGAUCAGACCUUUAGGUCGAAGGCUCGAGGUGUGGCCUCUUAAGAAAACGACCUGCUUCGGUUUGGGCACCCGGUCAGUAUCACAGCCCUCACAUAAAUCGAAUAAUUCAUUUGGCGUAUAUUUGUUGCCUCAUUGUACCAAUGUUUGUGUUUAAAUAAAUAAUAAAUAAACAAAUAACUUUAAAAUAUAAAAAUACACUAUGAGUUUAUGUGGCAAACUUAUUUAAUAAUCCAAUCGCUUGAAAAUUAUAUGUUAGAUCGCUUUAAAAAUAUUCAGACAAUUCGACUAUUAUGUGUCUUUUAAUAUAACUGACAAAGGAUGAUUAUAUCCGUAAUCAACUAUAAAUGGGAUUAUGCAACAGAAAUAAACUAAUUUAAGCAAAAUAAAAUAUUAAAAGUAAUGACGCCAACAUGAGUACAAUACUGAACGUAUCAAAAUGGAGGACGAUGGGGAUAGGGUUACGAUUUAUUGAACUCUCUAAGGAGUAUAAAAAACAGACACAUUUACAUAAACAUGGCAUAUCACCGUUAGUUUUCAACCAACUACAACGCCUACCUCUCCAAAGUGACUCAAAUCGACAGUUUUUAAUUUGAUAGACUAAUACCGCAAAUAGAUCUACUGUUGUCUUUUCCUAACCUACUUCUGCUACUGGCCAGAAAAAUAUUUCACUGUAGGUUUCGAUUAGACAUUCUGACACAUGUGCCAAGUAAUGAGUGUUCAUUAACUCGUUAACCGGUUUUCCAAUAUCCCUAUACUCUAGGUACGAUAACAUUUGUCACUUCGUAACUCACGCUCGACUUGUGCUUAAAAACUUUUGUAAUUAAACACUUCUGAAAAAUGUUUGUGUUUUUUAUAGAGUACGUUCCAUACUCAUCUAUGAAUAUUAAGCGGAUAUCUCGGUUAAUUCAAUGUUUGGAUAAGGUGGCAAUACAAAAUGAAGCUUCUUAUAAUUAUUCAUCUAAACUAGUAAAACUAUUAUGAUAAGCCAGAUGAUCACUGUAACCAUUUCCAUAUUUUCCUCAUACUGAGCUACAAAGAUUUAGGUAAAGAUACCAAAUACCUUAAUACUUGGCUGCUGUUUAUAGUCUACACUUUACUUACUUUCUCUUUGUCAGUUAUAUAGUAUUAGUAGGCCUCAUAUCAAAUGUGUUUCAAGUGUAUUGCGUGACAUUAGCACCGUAGAUCAUGUCUAAUAUUGUUAAUUUUUGUUCACUAAUAAACCAUAAACAUCAUUGUGAUGAUAUUUGUCACCUUGUUAUUUGUGACUUUAUUUUAAGUUAGCUGGUGGCUUUUAGUUAAUUGGAAUUUACUUCUCACAAGUAAUUUGUAAUUUUGGUUAUUAGAAUUAUAACCAUGGAAUCUAAACACAUUCUAAUCAUUAUAUUUAUCUUCUGAGUUUCCAUAAAGUUUCUGUCGUUUCUUAUUACUGACUUCAUUGUGAUCAUUUAAAACGUUAUUUAUUUUUAAAGUUUUCCAAGUGUUUUACACAACUCUAUUUGGAACGUAUUCUGGAUUUUUGAUGCUAAGAACUGGUAAGUUUAUGUAUUUUUAGUUGUACAGUAUACACUUUUUAUAUUCGUGAAGUUAUUUUUAAAAUUGAAAACUGCAAUAUCAAUAGUAGGCCUAGAUAUUACGUCACUGUAGGCAAUCUGUAAUUAACGAAAAAUACAGUCGAUGAUAAAGCUGAGAUGUAUAUUGGUAAAAUAUAAUCCCUUAAUAACUUUGCUUUUCUAUGCAAUAGGAUGGUAUUUCAUUGUUUGUACGUUAUUGCGUGAUUUCACCAUUCAGUAACGUUACUAACGUAUGUAUGCGGCUUUUCGAACAGUUUUUUAAAGCUGCGCUACAUGUCAAGGUUAUGGUAGUGUGUAUUAAGGAAGAUAAGUGUGAAAAUUGUGUUUAGUAGACGCUUGGUUAAUCCGUUUCCUAUGUUAAAAUUCGAAAUCACAAUGAAAUAACAAAAUUGUAAAAAUUAACCAGUAAGCAUCGUCAGUUUUUGAAGAAUCCUCUCAUACAGUUUAUUAGUCUCACUGAAGUUAUAGUGAUCUAGCAUUGUGAGUGACAUUUGGAAGCUUAAUAAUAAAUAUACACAAAACAUCCUUCCAUUUGUUUCAAUAGAUUAAUUCAACGUAAAAUUUGAGCUAAAAACUAUUAAUAUUUUCUUUUCAUGGUCAUUUCUAUGUCCAUUAGAAUUUUAUGAUAUUUGAAAUAAAUCUAGAUCUAUUCAGUUUUACGAAAUUUUUUAAUGAAGCGUUAUGGUACUUUAAGCAAUUAUUGUAAGUUAUACAAUACAUUUUUACACAUUCUGUAUCUGAACUGGUUAAAAAAAUUAUUCAGUAAAGUGCAAAACUUAUAUAAAGCUGACAAGACUGAACUGGUAUUAAUCGUUGCUCAAGGUUGUCUGUCGGAUAAUGGUUAUUAAAUAAAGUUUGAAUGGAAUUUGUUGUGUUUACAAAAAUCUGUCUUUGUACUACAUGAUUUUAAAAGUAGUGAGACAGUUGAUAAGGUUGAUUCCGGUCUGUGCGCUGCAUUAAGAAGGAUUUAUCCAGUCUCUGAACUGGUAUCAUUGAGACAUUCGAAAAUUGUGAAAUACUCACUUAACGUUACUUCCGAUUUUUCUUACCAGUUUAAAGUGCGUGGCGAAUCCCAUACAUUAGAUGAACAGAAAUGAGAGUUCUCGAUGUCAUCUCCAGUCAUGUUCUUCACAAAUUAGGACUAAGAGGUCAACAUUACUUUCAACUGUGUAAUCACCCGUCAUCUACUUGAUAGCGAACAUGACUUUGGAAUUUUACGAUCGUUCUGAAAUGUUAGUAACCUUAUGACUUCGGACUUAUUACGUUUUAAUCAAGCCAUCACUUUCAAACGACUCAACUCGGAUUUAUGCUUUCAAAAAUUUACUGUUCUCAGUCUUACAAUAUCCUAGUGUAUUCAGUUCCCAAUACUUAGUUGCGUGACGUAACCCUUUAUGUUUGCAAUUAUAAAUUAAUUUUCUUUACCCCUUCUUGUAUCUUACACGAGCUUUACUCAUUGUAAUCCCAUAAUCAAUUCAUGUUUGUAGUUUUUAUUAUGUAACUUUGAAAUUUUCAGUAGCUUGUUUCCAGGAGUUUUAAAAUUUUCGCUUUGAUUUCACACUUUAUCUAACAUAGAAAUUUUCAACCACAUGAACGUCUCUUAUAAUUUUUUCAUACUUACUGCUACUUUUACUAAUUACUGUUGAUGGAAACUUUACUAAAAUCAUGAUAUAAAGUAUAUACAACGUUUUCUAAAUACUUAAUACUAUCUUUUCUAGGUUCUAAGCAAUAGAAGAGAAUUCUCGAAAUAAAUCAGUUCAUGUUAUUCCACUAUGAUCUUUGUUCUGGCUUUAUUCAAAUUUAGAAUUAGGAAAUAUUUUAUGAAAUAGCACUUUUACUACCAACUGUGUUGACAUCGGCUCUAAAUCCAGAUUCAUUCUGAAUAUUUCUUGAGCAUUUCCAGUCUUAGUAACAAUUAUAUGUUUAGUCACCUCGCGAUCCAUUAUUUAGUGUAAUUAUUGUUGACAUAAAUACGAUGUACGACAAUCCGUUUGGGUUUGAACUAGUGACUUAGGCACUCAACAUUUGACUAAUAGAUUUCAAGACUCCAACCACAAUUCAUCUAGUUGUGUUUGAUCAACUGAUUAGUCCACAUUAAAUGCGGUUUGCAGUAAAAGGCAUAGAAUUGUGUUUGUUAUUUGAAUUGUAUUAAGAUCAAAUUUAAUCGGAAACUUCAGUCAAAUAUUUUAUCACGCUACAGAACAAGGGUUAUGUUGAGUAAUAAGAUCACUAUCAUUAUUAGGAUUUGUGUAUUAACAGUUGAAUUCACAAGUCAAUCUAUGCCAGACCGCCAUUGAAAACCUGGACGCGUGCGGGACUGUGAAUGUGCACUACUGAGGAGUCACAUACUAGGACGAAACGGCCAUCGAGUACUUCCAAGUUUUAAAUGGUGUUCUAGCUUAGAUUGAUUCGUGAAUUUAACUGCUAAAAUUAGAUCGCUGUGUUAUGAAUGCAGAAUAAUAUACUAAUCAUUAUAAUGUUAAGUCUAAUGAUGUCCUUGGACCUUAAAUGGACAUUCCCUAUUGGCCAUUAUUUCUUUCACUCGUUAAAUAUUGUACAGAUGUUGUUUUCUAUUUUUAUGGUACGUUGUGGUCUGUUUGGUUAGUAUAUAAACAGAGUAUGUUUGAAAUAUAACGAUUCAUAACUCAGAGGCUGUGACUUGCGUUCUAGACUCAACUGGCUGGGCUAGACAGGGGAGCGGGACCAAUCGGGACUCUAGGUCGUCCUUACGUGUUUUACGUGUCACUGGAUCGAUCGAUAAUACGCUGCGCAUUUAACCUGCAGUCCACCCGUAACAACAGCUGUUUGUUUUUAUGGUUACACACACCAUAUGAUCUGACUUAUGUUGAAAAUUGAUCUAAUCACACAUAUGUGUAUCGGAUUUGAAAUUCUAAAUGGUUUACACUAAACAGCAUUUGGUUUCAUAAUUCUUCAACUGUGAUUCUUACAGAAAUAUUUAACAUGGUUACUGUUUAAAUACAGCUUACAAAUUUCGAUUUCGUUUUGUUAUAUAAAUGUAUGAUUGAAUUGUGCAUCCAAUAAAUUUCUAACUGCAUAAGAUAGUAUAACAUCGUAAAAAUUGACUAUUUUAUGUCUAGUGGAGAUCAGUCGCGAACUAAAUUAGUAGUGUAACUACGGGUGACUUAUUUUGUUCAUAAUUGGUCUGUAGAUAUAGCGCUAUUGAUUUUGUUUAUGUUAUGCUAUUUUGUCCUGUAAUACCGAUUUCAACAACAAUAUUGGUCAACUCUAAGCAGAUGGUAAGACAUCUAUAUUCAAAAAACCAACAAAUUGGUCAUAACAUUGUAUAUGAAUCUUUUCUUGCUGAUAUCUGUUUUUGUACACUGUUCUAUAAAAUAUUUGUUUUCGUUUAAGCACUUAAUUCCUGUGUACUUUGCAUACAUUGUAAAGAUUAUUACAAAAUAAGCCAAAUAUGUAACCUUUUUAAAUCAGUUAUAAAUGUGUUUUGAACUUAACCACAUUACGUGAAUAUUAUUUGAUGAAAGGAAUUAGAAUAAUUUUAUUUUAUUUAUUUGGGUACGUCUUUAGAGUCUUAUAAAUGGUAUGUUUUUUUUCUUCUGAUAUUGUUACCUGCAUCUGUCUACUGGGUGAUUUAACUCCAAAACUUUAACUAGUGUUCUGUACCUUAGGAACAUUUGCACCAUCAGAAGCGUCCGACUGAACAACAAAUCUUUCUCAUGAAUUCAGUAUUUCCUUUAGUAAUUUUUCCAUCUUUUUUAUUAAGAAAAAUGAAUUGCGAUAUACGUUGUACUUUCCAAAUAAUGAGGUUUCUUUUGUUGAUUAAUUCAUUAUAAUUUGUCAUUCGACCUGAUAGUAGAUCGUUACAUGUAGUUUUGCUACUUCCUUUCUGUUGAUUUUUUUAAAAGAUGCAUUCUACAAUAAUUCAUCAUUUAGGACGUUGGUAUAAAUCUUAAUAUGAUUCGCAUAAGAACUACACUGUUUUUUAAGCAGUCAGGAAUUGUCGAGUAUGUAUCUUAUUUAGCACUUUACUUACCAGCUUUUUUUCCAUAGUAACACUAUUAAAAUGAACAGAAAUGUUUUAAUAAAUGUAUUCUCUGGAAACUUGUAGAUCAUUACUUGACAUAUUCUAGUGUAUACAUAUAAUGCGCUCAGUUGUAAAAGAUAAUAUACUCUAGUGAAAACUCAGAUGUAACUGAUAAGUUUGUUACAAUGUUCUGAAUGAGUGUUAGUUUUGUAUAUGUUAUGUCUAUAUUUAAAUAUAAAAUUGUUUGUUCCACUUGUAGAAAAAUUUCCUUAAUGUCUUGUAGCUAUGUCGCAAGUAUAUGUGAUAGCAUAAAAUACCUACCUAUCCAUGUUUUGUCAAUCUUAGUAAAAAUUUAAUUUACUAGCUACUUUUUCAAUACACAUUUCAUCAUAUUUUGUUUACUGUAUAGGUAAUAUUGCUUCAAGUAUUGUUACACACUCCUUGUGCAACUUCUUCGGCUUACCAGAUUUAAUAGGUGCCAUCGAAAGAGCUAAGUAUCGUUGGGGUGUCUCUGGUCAAAUUUUCGCUAUUGGAUCUCAUCUUUUGGGGUUACUUUUAUGGGCAUAUUUGUUAUAUCAAAUAACUGAAACAAAAUGGUCCUCAUCAAACAACUGUCGUUGUGAUUGGUAUUGAGAGUUUUCAUGCCCAUAUGAAUUAUUAUUUUUGGUGUUAAUAGGACUGUUAAAAUGUUUAGAUCUUCGUUUCAAUUAGACUGAAAAUUCUUAUCUGAUAUACAAAUAUUAAACAUUUCUAUAAUCCCGGUAAACAGCAAAUUUCAGUUCAUCGAAGGUACAAAAGUAGUAGGAAUUAAAACAGAUUUCACACGAAUUUCAAGGCUUCACCUCAUAUUCGGAAUUGUAAUUAGAUUUUGUGCUGUUAAGUAUGUACUUGUACGUCAUUAGUUUGUCUUUUUUUUAAAAUUGUAAAUGUAUACCCUUCUAAAAUCUGUCAUAAUUA